This is a messenger RNA of Paramacrobiotus metropolitanus, 4419 nucleotides long. RefSeq lists its product as uncharacterized. Bases 296 to 4141 code for a protein of 1281 amino acids. Gene Ontology annotation, molecular function: 2 iron, 2 sulfur cluster binding; oxidoreductase activity; iron ion binding. The record is from RefSeq and is a predicted model, not a curated record. The transcript is spliced from 25 exons. Lineage: Eukaryota; Metazoa; Tardigrada; Eutardigrada; Parachela; Macrobiotidae.
GUAUAUUGUGGUCGCAGUUUUAUCGCGGCCGCUUUCGCUAAUCAGAAAACUGUUCUAAUGUGCAAUAAAGCAUUAUCAAAAGAUUCUUCGAAAUUCGAUUAACAGAAUCUGCGUAUUAAAUUCGUUUUAGAAAAUUUCGGGUUCUUCUACUGCCGUUCGGCACGUACAGUCUGCUUCUGAUUUACUAGCUAUGUAAACGAUGCUGUCGAUAUCAAGAUCAUAACACUGCUCGUCUUCAAAGCGCAUUUUAACCCGCAUUUGUUGGAUCCGUGACUUAAGCAGCUGAUUUAAAGAAAUGGCGAACGUCGCAACUGUAACCAUCAACGGAACGCAGUACCAAGUUCCUGACAGUCUUAGCGAUAUUACCCUGAAUGAUUAUCUCCGGAAGAACCUGCUGAUUACCGGAACGAAGGUAUUCUGCCGGGAAGGUGGAUGCGGCGCAUGUGUGGUGUAUGCCGAGUACGAGAAUCCUAGUGGCGAAAAUGGACUUGUUCAGCGCACCAUCAAUUCGUGUCUUUGUCCGAUCUUGUCCUGUGAUGGUUGGAGCAUCACGACGGUGGAAGGUAUUGGUAACCAAAAAGCGCCCCAUGUCAUCCAGAAAACCCUGUCGGAUCACUACGGGACACAGUGCGGAUUCUGCACACCGGGAAUGGUCAUGAAUAUGUUUGGCUUGACAAAAAAAUAUCCCGACAAAGCUCUGUCGCCCAAGAUUGUGGAAGAUUCCUUUGACGGGAAUCUUUGCCGAUGUACCGGCUACCGUCCAAUUCUGGAGGCGUUUAAGUCUCUGGCACCAACAAAUACCUGUUCGACAACAGACAUUGAGGAGACGUUGGGAAAGCUUUGUACAAAAACAGGCAAACUAUGCAGUGGACAUUGCGAGAACCACCUCCCGCCGGUCAUCCUUCCGACCAACCCGGCCGACACAGUCAACAGCACACCGUGGCAGCAGCCAAAAAGUCUCGAGGAACUCCAGAAACUGAUGCAGGGAUUCCAGCCGGAGCAGAAGGUGUUCUAUGUCGCUGGCCGUACCAGCAUCGGAGUGUACGAUGACCGUCCGUACGAUGUGUACGUGGAUGUCAAGAAAAUUCCCGAGCUACAUGUCAAGAAUAUUAAUAUGAACGAUCCAUCAACGGUGACCAUUGGCGCAUGUGUCUCCCUGACGGAUGUAGUGGAUUUCUUCAAUUCCACAUCCAGUCAGCCGGGAUUCAAGUAUCUGGGCAUUAUAGCGAAACAUCUUCGGAAAAUUGCCAGCGUUCCCGUUCGUAAUCUUGGCACAUGGGCCGGAAAUUUAAUGAUAAAGAAUAAACACAAUGAAUUUCCAUCGGAUGCGUUUUUAUGCUUUGAGCUCGCCCAAGCAGUAUUGGCCGUCGUGGAUGCAAAUGGAAAAACUACAACACUGACGCCAACGAAAUUCUUCAAAACGGACAUGGACAAUCCACGCCGCGUUAUCCUGAAUGCUGUGUUUCCCAGCUACGAUGACGAUGUUUUAUUCCGUAGCUACAAAAUAAUGCCCCGAUCGCAAAACGCGCACGCCCUGGUUAAUGCCGGGUUCCGGGCGGAAAUCGACGACUCUCAACCAGGAAAGUUUAUCUUCAAAAAUCCGCCGGCACUCAUCUUCGGAAAUAUCACCAAGGAUUUUGUCCAUGCGGAGAAGACAGAAGCGUAUCUGGCUAAGAGAGAUAUUGGGGAUCCAGCUAUUCUUCAAGGUGCGCUCAAGACUUUGAAGGGAGAGAUAAAUCCUACACCGGAUCCGGCAGAUGCAAGCCCAGCAUACCGUGAAAUGCUGAGUUUAAGUCUCUUUUACAAGUUCGCCUUGGAGAUUGUCGGCAAAUCAGCUGACCAGCGCUUCCAGUCGGCCGUAGGCAGCUUAAUCGAUAUGCGACCACUGUCCACUGGUCAGCAGAAAUUUCCCACUAAUCCCAACGAAUACCCGCUGACCCAGCCCAUUCCCAAACUGGAAUCAAUGGUGCAGUGCACCGGAGAAGCCAAAUACAUUGCCGAUGAAGAUUCCGCUACGAUGUGCUACGCGACGUUUGCCCACUCGACACAGGGCAACGCGGAUAUACAGGCAAUCGAUUCGACGGAUGCGCUGAAAAUUCCCGGUGUCGUACGAGUUAUCACGGCCAUGGAUAUACCCGGCGCGAAUAAUUAUAAUCCGGCGCAGGUGUCGGCUGAAGAGCUGUUAGCCACUAAGCAGUCGCUGUUUGCUGGGCAACCUGUUGCUGUUGUUGUGGCAACUAGUCGCGAUGCGGCAGAAGCAGGAGCCAAGGCAGUAAAGGUCACGUACGCUAACGUCAAACCACCGUUGCUCACGUGCCAGGAUGCCAUCGACGCUAAGUCCUUUUUCCCGCCGGUAAACGAUUUGGUUAUUGGUGAUGCUGCCGGUGCCAUUAAAUCCGCACCCCACCAAAUUUCCGGUCAAAUGGAAAUCGGAGCGCAGUUUCAUUUCCAUAUGGAAACACAGGCUGCCGUUUGCCGACCAACGGAAGAUGGUAUUGAUGUUGAGGCAGCCACACAGUGGGUGGAUUCCGUUCAGGAUGGUGUUGCACAAGUGCUCGGCAUGACCAAAAGCAGGGUCAACGUUCAGGUUAAAAGGAUUGGCGGUUCUUAUGGUGCGAAAAUCACAAGGAGUAAUAUUAUCGCCAGCGGAUGUGCGUUGGCUGCGUAUCUUGUUAACAGACCAGUUAAAUUCCAUAUGAAUCUGUGGGACAAUAAUCGCGCCAUUGGAAAGCGAUUUCCGUACUUGACAAAAUAUCAAGCUGGUUUCGACAACAACGGUAAACUGAUGGGGGUAAUUCUGGAUGUGUACGGGAAUAUCGGAGCACAAGCCAACGACUCGGCCGUCAAUGGCGAAUUAACCUGGGGAGACAAUACUUAUAAGUGCGCAAAUUGGAAAAUUUCCAUGCAAAACUGCAAGACAAAUUUACCUCCCAACACGUGGUGUCGUGCUCCCGGAUCAACGGAGGCGAUUUAUUUUAUCGAAUAUGUUAUGGAACACAUUGCCAAAUUCCUAAAAAAACCCUCCAUUAUCAUUAAACAAGCCAACUUUUAUAAAAACGGUGACAAACAAAUCACCGGUCAGAGUAUAUCAUACUGCAGCAUUGCCGACGUGACCACCCAGCUUCUUAAGUCCGCCGAUUACCAGAACCGGCUGCAAGUCGUUAACGACUUUAACAAGAACAACCGUUGGCGGAAGCGCGGUAUAUCGGUGACCCCUAUGAAGUACGGCACCGUGUGGAACGGGAACCAGUACAGCUGUCACGUGGCGAUUUUCCACAACGGCGGUGCUGUCGCGGUGUCGCAUGGCGGUGUAGAAAUCGGGCAGGGACUGAACACCAAAGUGGCUCAGGUGGUGGCGCAUGAACUCAAUAUUCCCUUGGAUCAGGUUUCGAUUAAAGCCAAUAUGUCCUUCACAAGCGCCAAUGCCACCAGCACCGGAGGGAGCAUGACGAGUGAAUUAUGUUGUUUGGCUGCUCUGGAUUGCUGCUCUUCAUUGCUUGCUCGGAUGAAACCGGUAAAAGACUCCAUGAAAGCCGACACGCCGUGGGCUGAUCUGGUGGAAAAGUGUUAUUCGCAAGGGAUUGAUCUUUCUGCCCGCGCUUGGACUGCACCGCAGACCGCGGAUGCUCCCAUUUGCUAUAAUACAUACGGCGUGACGUGCUGCGAAGUAGAAACCGAUAUUCUAACCGGCGAAUAUCAGAUUAACCGAUACGAUGUCCUGUAUGACUGCGGUGAAUCGAUGUCGCCUUUUGUCGAUGUGGGUCAGAUUGAAGGUGCGGUCAUUAUGGGACUGGGAUAUUACACUUCGGAGGAGCUAAAAUACGACCCAAAAACCGGUGAACUGGUGACCUAUAGUACUUGGACUUAUAAGCCCCCGUCUACUAAAGACAUUCCCAUUGAUUUCCGAGUAGAAAUCCUCCAAAAUGCUCCAAAUCCACUUGGCGUUCUACGAAGCAAAUUGGUCGCCGAACCUCCGCUCUGCAUGACAAACGCCGUUGUUUUUGCAUUACGCAACGCGUGCAAUGCCGCUUUGGAUGAGACAAAGAAAGGGAAUGAUUGGUUUCAGUUUAAUGCACCUGUAACACUGGAGCGAUUUCAAGGAUACUGCCAACUGGAUGUGGCGCAGUUUACAUACAAAUAGAUUCAGAAAGCCAAAACGAUGCAGCAUUGUGCAUUAGGUCAUUCCAUGUACAAUACACACUCAUAAUGUCCUUAUAGUUGUUACAUGUUUUUUGAAAAUUCGUUUAAGUAUGAUUACUGUGAUUUGUGAUGAAUCAGUUAGAUUAAUGCUUUCAAUGGUAAUUUUGUGGUGGUGGUGGUUGGGAACGGCGAUCGAACUUCCGUAAGCAACAUUCUUGUAAACCGUAAUGUCCGGCAAGUAUACUGAUGGCUCUUCCAGCUAAAAAAACCGAUGUAGUA